Messenger RNA from Cricetulus griseus (Chinese hamster), 5250 nucleotides. NCBI's taxonomy places the organism in Eukaryota, Metazoa, Chordata, Mammalia, Rodentia, Cricetidae. The record is from RefSeq and is a predicted model, not a curated record.
GGCCACCUCAGGAACAUGUUUAACGUGGAAUCUGUGGAGCGGGUGGAGCUGUGCGAGAGCCUGCUCACUUGGAUCCAGACCUUCAAUGUGGAUACACCAUGCCAGACCGUGGAAGAUUUAACAAGUGGGGUUGUGAUGUCCCAGGUUCUUCAAAAGAUAGAUCCUGUAUAUUUUGAUGAUAAUUGGCUAAACAGAAUCAAAACUGAAGUGGGAGACAAUUGGAGGUUAAAGAUUAGUAAUUUAAAGAAAAUUUUAAAAGGAAUCUUGGAUUACAAUCAUGAGAUUUUAGGACAGCAGAUUAAUGAUUUUACCCUUCCUGAUGUGAACCUUAUUGGGGAGCAUGCUGAUGCAGCAGAGCUCGGAAGGAUGCUCCAACUCAUUCUAGGCUGUGCCGUGAACUGUGAACAGAAGCAAGAGUACAUUCAAGCCAUUAUGAUGAUGGAGGAAUCUGUUCAGCAUGUUGUCAUGACAGCCAUUCAAGAGCUAAUGAGUAAAGAGUCUCCUGUCUCUGCUGGAAAUGAUGCCUAUGUUGAUCUUGAGCACCAGUUGAAGAAAACUACAGAAGAACUAAACGAAGCUUUGUCAGCAAAGGAAGAAAUUGCUCAAAGAUGCCAUGAAUUGGAUAUGCAGGUUGCAGCACUACAAGAGGAGAAAAGUAGUUUACUGGCAGAAAAUCAGAUAUUAAUGGAAAGACUCAAUCAGUCUGAUUCUAUAGAAGAUCCCAAUAGUCCAGCAGGAAGAAGACAUUUGCAACUUCAGACUCAGUUAGAGCAACUUCAAGAGGAAACAUUCAGACUAGAAGCAGCGAAAGAUGAUUAUCGAAUACGCUGUGAGGAGUUAGAAAAGGAAAUUUCUGAGCUUCGACAGCAGAAUGAUGAACUAACCACUUUGGCAGAUGAAGCUCAAUCUCUCAAGGAUGAAAUAGACGUUCUCAGACACUCAUCUGAUAAAGUAUCUAAACUAGAAGGUCAAGUCGAAUCUUAUAAAAAGAAGCUGGAAGACCUUGGGGAUUUGAGGCGACAGGUUAAACUCUUAGAAGAAAAGAAUACUAUGUACAUGCAGAACACUGUCAGUCUGGAGGAAGAAUUAAGAAAGGCUAAUGCAGCCCGAGGUCAGCUUGAGACGUACAAGAGACAGGUUGUAGAACUGCAAAAUAGAUUAUCUGAUGAAUCAAAGAAAGCAGAUAAGUUAGAUUUUGAAUAUAAGCGGCUAAAAGAAAAGGUUGAUGGUCUUCAGAAAGAAAAAGAUAGGUUAAGAACAGAAAGGGAUUCUCUGAAGGAAACCAUUGAAGAGCUUCGCUGUGUCCAGGCUCAGGAGGGGCAGCUCACCACUCAAGGGUUAAUGCCUUUGGGAAGCCAGGAGUCCUCAGACAGCCUCGCAGCAGAGAUUAUUACACCUGAAAUCAGGGAGAAACUUAUUCGUCUUCAGCAUGAAAAUAAGAUGUUAAAAAUCAAUCAAGAGGGUUCAGACAACGAGAAAAUUGCCUUAUUGCAGAGCCUUCUAGAUGAUGCAAACCUACGCAAGAAUGAACUGGAGACAGAGAACAGGCUGGUGAAUCAAAGACUUCUAGAAGUACAGUCACAAGUAGAAGAACUGCAGAAAUCUUUGCAGGAUCAAGGCUCAAAAGCAGAAGAUUCAGUUCUUCUAAAAAAGAAGCUUGAAGAACAUCUAGAGAAGCUGCAUGAAGCCAACAACGAAUUACAGAAAAAGAGAGCCAUUAUUGAAGAUCUUGAGCCAAGAUUUAACAACAGCUCUUUAAGGAUUGAAGAAUUACAAGAAGCUUUACGGAAGAAAGAAGAAGAAAUGAAGCAAAUGGAAGAACGCUAUAAAAAAUACUUAGAGAAAGCCAAAAGUGUUAUUCGUACAUUAGACCCUAAACAGAAUCAAGGAGCUGCACCAGAAAUACAAGCUCUUAAAAACCAACUGCAGGAACGGGAUCGACUGUUCCACUCAUUAGAGAAAGAAUAUGAGAAAACGAAGAGUCAAAGAGACAUGGAGGAGAAAUACAUUGUUAGUGCCUGGUACAAUAUGGGAAUGACUCUACAUAAAAAGGCGGCUGAAGAUAGACUAGCUAGCACAGGUUCAGGGCAGUCCUUUCUAGCAAGGCAAAGACAAGCAACCAGCACAAGAAGAUCCUAUCCAGGCCAUGUCCAACCAGCCACAGCAAGGUAGAGAGGUCUCACCCAUUAGGGAUUUUUAAAAAACAUACUUCUGUUACAUAUAACAACAUUUCAGGAAAUUCAGCCAGCUUAUUUUAUUUCUCUCCUAUGUUAAUACUUAGUGUUUCUCACAUGAGGAUUUCUCUCUCUGUCUCUCUUGUAUCUUUCAGUUUCUUUGUCCUUUACUUUAUGGUCUUUUCAGUUUCUUUUAAUGUGCCAAAAAUUUGUAAAUGUACAAUUAAAAGUGUUGUAUAAUAGUGUAAUACUUUUCUUUGUAUGAAAAUGUCUUCUUCCCCAUUUGUGUGGGCUUUGUAAAGAAUCGAUUUUCUGCCAAUAAUUGAUACACAAUUUAUAUUCUUUAUCGUGCCUACUGUGUUACCAUACUUUAUAAGAAUGUCUUUGUUUAAAGGGAAUUAAUCUUUUUAUGGUGUAUUAAUCUGUGUUUUCAAUUGUUUUUCAAAUGCACUUCAGAUAACUUAAAUAUUUACUGUACUAUACAAAGUGGUAUCUAGUGCGCUUUUGCAAAGACAAAUAUGUUGGCAGAGGCACUAGUCAAAUCAUUUGGCACCUGGCAAGAUGGCUCGGAGGGAAGACAAGAGUUUUCAUGUUAUUUUCCUAGAAAUUAAACUUAUUCUAAGAUUUGGAAUCCAUUUUAAAAGCAUAAGUAUGUGGAAUGUCAUUAUUUCCUGCUGUCAUGUUUGAUGGCAGAAAUGAAAUUGGUAAAGAUGUUUGGGUAGACAUUAUGGAGGAUAAAAAUUUGACAGGAUUUUUUUUCUUCCUUUGGAAUGUCUUAGUAGUUAGAAGAAUCAGAUUCUAGCCACGCACUUUUAAUUGCUCUCCACAUGUAAAAGAUUUAUUUUUCAUAUAGGUAGCCUUAUCUUUGGGGGUAGUUCUUUAACUUAUGCCUCAUAUGUUUUAUAUAUUCUGUGAGCCUUUCCUUUUCUCAAUUAAUCUUUAUAGCUAAUGUCUUAAUAACAUUCGUUAAGAUCAGUACAUGCCUUUCUGUGUGUAAUGUUAUGACAGAUCUAUUUACAGUGUUUCUUAACUCUCCCUACAUGUCCAGGAAUUGGUAACUGGAGAGAUUUUUCUUGGAUAUUUGACUGUUCAAAUUGCUUACAUUGUAUGCCACAUUUAUUUACAUAGAUGAAUGCCUGUUAAGCAAUCACUGUGAAGCACUUUGUCUAUAUAAGGUAUUAUAUAAUUUUAAACUAUCAUUUAUUUGAAAAUGACAUACCUUUUGUCUUUUUCCAUAUUGAUUUAUGUAUUUGAUCCCAAAUUAUAUUUAAGGUUUUCUCCAGCCUUUUUCUUGUUCCAAACCACAUUUUUCAUAAAAAAAAAAUAAAUUUGAAAUUAGUUCAGAAGGUUAUUUUGUUUUUAGGUAAGUCAUCUAAGUAGAAGAUGUUUAUUUAUAUACUUGCUAUUUGGAAGUGCUGGUAUUAUUUAGUUCUGUAUACAAAACAAAUAACUUUAAUUCAAGUUUGAUGUGAUUAAGAACUUUCAGAAACUAUAUACAAGUGCUUCAUUUUAACUCCCUCCUCUUUUAUAAGAAAGUGGACCUAGAAAUUUGUCCUGUAUGUUUUGUUUUGUGUUUGUCAGACAAAGUCUUUAUGUAACCCAGCCUGCCUUGAGCAUAUGAUCCUCUUGGAUUAUAGGCAUGAACCACCAUACUCAGCUUUUAGAAUGUUUUUGUUUUUCUUGAGAAACCAUUGUUGAAGAAAGGUAUUAGAACAUAGAGAAAUGACAUCACGCAUUGUGCAACAUUUCUUUACAAACUAUUCAUGCAAAUGUCUAAGCAUCGUAUGAGGCAUUGGCCUAGCAAGACCAUAAAGCGGUAAGAGUUUAGAAAUAAUGGAGAGAGCUGUGUGAGGACAGUGCACUGUGGGGUUUCAGGGCAAACAAACCUGAUCUUUCAGUUCUGCUUUUGUUUUUAUUUCAAGACAAUCUAGGUAUGUUACCCAGAGUUGCCUCAAAUCCUUUGACUCAGAACCAUCCUCCUGCCUCUGCCUUCCAAGAGGCUUAGAUUAUGGUGUGUGCCACCACACCUACAUGAUAUAUCAAGUUUGAAAAUAAAAAUUUAAAAUUGAGGCCAGCAAAAUGGCUCAGCUGGAAGAGUACUUGCUGCCAAUGCCAAGCCUGACGACCUCAGCUCAUGAGAUUCCUGGGGCCCAGAUGAUAAGGGAACAAGCUACUCCCAAAGAUUGUUCUCUUACCUCCAAUCUCACACAGCUUAAAGUAGUUCUAACUUCACCUUUAGAUCACAGAAUAUUUAAGGUUCAAGCAUUUUUUAAAACAAAUUAGUCUAUGAUCCCCACUCGUAAUAAAAUAUUGAUUGUUGAGAAGUUCUAUUUGUAGAAUAAAGUGAAUGUGAAAACAAGACACUCUGGAAGCUACUCUUCAAUUAGAUUUUACCUAUGAAGUAAAACAUCUCAAUGUUUUGAUUUUCAUUUUCUAUUUAUCUGCCCUCUCUGUGCACACCCACCUACCCAGACACUUUCUCUAGGUGUUUUGGAAAUGCCUCAAGCUUUUAGAAGGAAGUUUAGCUUCUGAUUUUCUUCAGCAUCUGCUGUGUGCUAAUUUCAGUGUUUAUAACUUUCACUGUUGUUUGCUGUAUCUUUAAUGUUUGGUGGAUUCAUUCAGUAAAUGGAGGAAAUAUCUCAUGGUAUUUCAAAAUAAAAUAAAGCAUGCUUUCCGUAAGAAACAGCAUCAGAACAUAUACUUUAGGCAUCAUAAAACCAGGAAUGAACCUAAAUAUAGCAGUGGCAGCUUUUCCAUUGUGUGGUUUAGGUCAGGAUUUAGGGGAUUACAGUUUCUCCUGUAGUGAUCAGGAAUGUUUCAGGUACUCUGAUGAUGAUGUGUGGUCUCCCUGGAAAUUAAGAGAUCAGUAAUGCUGGGCUGUGUCUUCAUACUCUUUUAUGAUCCUUUCCUGAAACCUCCUAGGCUUAUUCAGUGUAGCUUUCCCUGGCAUUAGCAAGAGAAUGAGGACAGUGGGACAGUGUCAUUGUGUCAGGUUGAGAGAAGCCGUCACUAGCUUCUGACCAGCUUAUUUUCUAUGUGGUCUAACCAGGGUUUACCAAAAAAAAAAAAAAAAAAA